Cryphonectria parasitica EP155 is the source of this 2477-nucleotide messenger RNA. RefSeq names its product phosphoribosylamine-glycine ligase activity protein (gene AD-2). The transcript has a single exon. The coding region runs from base 84 to 2477 and encodes 797 amino acids. Gene Ontology annotation, biological process: adenine biosynthetic process; 'de novo' IMP biosynthetic process. The record is from RefSeq and is a predicted model, not a curated record. Gene Ontology annotation, cellular component: cytosol. Gene Ontology annotation, molecular function: phosphoribosylamine-glycine ligase activity; ATP binding; metal ion binding. NCBI's taxonomy places the organism in Eukaryota, Fungi, Ascomycota, Sordariomycetes, Diaporthales, Cryphonectriaceae.
AUUUAUUUAGAAAGCCCCUCCCACAAACACACGCGAACACACGGAAGAGAAGAAAGAAGGAGAAAAAAAAAAAAAAAGAAAAGAUGGAGUCUGAGAAUACCCAAAACAUUCGCAUCCUGCUCAUAGGAAAUGGAGGUCGCGAGCACGCCCUAGCCUGGAAGCUCUCCCAGUCGCCUCUCGUCGAGUCCAUCAUCGUCGUCCCGGGCAACGGCGGCACCGCGACCUGUCCCAAGACCACCAACGAAACCAGUGUCUCUGCCGAAGACUUCCGCGGCCUCGUGUCGUUCGCCCAGUCGCGCAAUAUCAACCUCGUCGUCCCUGGCCCCGAGCAGCCUCUCGUCGAUGGCAUCGAAUCCUUCUUCGCUGGCGCUGGCAUCCCUGUCUUUGGCCCCUCCAUCGCCGCCGCCCGCAUGGAGGGGAGCAAGACCUUCAGCAAGGAUUUCAUGCGCAGACACGGCAUCCCCACCGCCGCCUAUGCCAACCUUGCCAAUUACGGCGCCGCUGCGAGGUACAUCCAAAACCUAAACAUCGAUGUGGUCAUUAAGGCGACGGGCCUGGCUGCCGGCAAGGGCGUCAUCAUCCCCCAGUCGAAGGAAGAGGCCCUCCUGGCCGUGCGCCAGAUCAUGCACGACAAGGCCUUCGGCUCCGCUGGCGACGAGAUCGUCGUCGAGGAGCUCCUGACGGGCGAUGAGCUGAGUAUUCUGUCCUUCUGCGACGGGUACACCAUCAAGAGCCUGCCCGCCGCCCAGGACCACAAGCGCAUCUUCGACGGCGACCAAGGGCCCAACACCGGUGGCAUGGGCUGCUACGCCCCGACCAACAUCGCCACGCCCGCCCUGAUCAAAAAGAUUGAGAAGGAGAUCCUGGAGCCCACCAUUGCCGGCAUGAGAUCCGACAGGAUGCCCUUCAAGGGUGUGCUCUUCACCGGCGUCAUGGUCACCCCCGACGGGCCCAAGGUGCUCGAAUACAACGUGCGGUUUGGUGACCCAGAGACGCAGACCGUCCUGCCUCUGCUCUCCGAGGAGACAGACUUGGCCGAGGUCAUGAUGGCCUGCGCAAAGGGCUACCUGAGCUCUGUGGACCUGCACAUCCUGCCCAAGUUCAGCGCCACCGUGGUUGUGGCCGCAGGUGGCUACCCGGGCAGCUAUGCGAAGGGGACCCCCAUGACCGUGGGCACCCCAGCGCCCGACAGCGGGAUCACCAUCUUCCACGCCGGAACCCAGCUGGUAGGCGGUCAGCUCCAGACCUCGGGCGGUCGAGUGAUUGCCGCCAACGCGGUCGGAGACAGCCUUGAGGAGGCGGUGAGGAAGGCAUACGAGGAGGGCAUCAAGCUCAUCCAGUUCGACAAGAUGUUCUACCGCAAGGACAUUGCGCACCGUGCAUUCCGGACACAGCCGAGCACGUCAGGAGGUCUCACCUACGCUGAGGCGGGCGUCAGCAUCGACGCUGGCAACGAGCUCGUCGAGAUGAUCAAGACGGCCGUCCGGUCAACAGCACGUCCCGGCGCCGAUGCUGAGAUUGGUGGCUUCGGUGGCGAGGUAGACCUUGCGGCCGCUGGCUACCCCAACGCACCGAUCCUCGUGGGCGCCAUCGACGGCGUCGGCACGAAGCUGAUCAUCGCGCAGUCCAUGAAGAAGCACGACACUGUGGGCAUCGACCUGGUGGCCAUGAACGUCAACGACCUGAUCGUCCAGGGCGCCGAGCCCCUCAUGUUCCUAGACUACUACUCGUGCAGCAAGCUCCGCCCUGCCGACGCCGCUGCCUUCGUGACCGGUGUUGCCGAGGGCUGCCGUCAGGCCAACUGCGCCCUGGUGGGCGGCGAAACGGCCGAGAUGCCCGGCAUCUAUCACGACGAAGACUACGACGCUGCUGGUGCCGCCAUCGGUGUCAUGCGCAGGGAAGCUAGGCUGCCGCGUCUGACUGACAUGCGCGAGGGCGACGUCCUGCUCGGCCUGGCGUCCAACGGUGUCCACUCCAACGGCUUCUCCCUCGUCCGGCGCAUCGUGGAGAAGGAGGGCCUCGAGUACACCGACGCGUGCCCCUGGGCCGACAACAACAGCGCGUCCUCGGUCGGCGACGCGCUGCUUGCGCCCACGCGGAUCUACGUCAGGCCCCUCCUCAAGGCCCUGGAGCUCAACCUCAUCAAGGGCCUCUCGCACAUCACCGGCGGCGGCCUGACCGAGAACGUGCCGCGCAUGCUGCCCAAGACCCUCGCCGCCGAGAUCGACGUCGCCAGCUGGACCGUGCCCGCCGUCUUCAAGUGGAUGCGGACGGCUGCCUCGGUCGAGCCCAAGGAGAUGGCCCGGACCUUCAACAACGGCAUCGGCAUGGUCGCUGUAGUCGCCGCUGCCGAUUAUGACAAGGUCGCCGGCGUCCUCAAGGGCGAGGGCGAGACGGUGUACAAGAUUGGGCAGCUGGUGAAGAGGGAGAGCAACGGGGAGGAGUGCGUGCUCAAGAGUCUGGAGUCCUGGGCGUAA